Molecule: messenger RNA, 1446 nt
Organism: Daldinia vernicosa
Lineage: Eukaryota; Fungi; Ascomycota; Sordariomycetes; Xylariales; Hypoxylaceae
Exons: 3
Coding region: 298-1404 (368 amino acids)
Molecular function (GO): catalytic activity; iron-sulfur cluster binding
Source: RefSeq, a predicted model, not a curated record
AGCAGAGGGGUAGCCUUUGUAUCUAAUAUAAUAUGAUAAGUAACCGGUUGCAGUCACUGGAUACUGGAUGAUAAUAUGCCCGGCCAUUGACUAAAGCUGCUGAGCUGCUGAGCUGCCCCGCAAGCUUCCGGUCUAAAGCGACCUUUAACGGCCAAUUUUCGUCAUUAACAUUCGGCUUUAACUUGUUCAUAUUUCAUAUAUCGGCAGCUGGUUGAUGCAUACAUACAUACAUACAUGGGGGUUUAAAACAACCUCGUGCUUCUUUAGCAACCAUAAACAUGCGCUUAGCCGCCCAGGAUGUUAUCAAGUAGUAGGGUACGGACCGGCGCUCGUGCAAAUCUCGCUCUUAUUACAAACCUCACUCGAGGACCUCGUCAUCGUCGACCUCUUCAUCUAGCUCCACCUUUUCUCCUAGAUGACUAUACCCCACGGUACCAGUUGCUAUCGCAGGCCGACGCUGCUAAGAAGCGCGAGCUCGCCCGCGCGCACCUCCGAAACUGUAACCUCUGCCCCCGGCUUUGCGGCGUUAACCGCUACGAGACGACGGGCAUGUGCCUCAUUGGGCAUGAUGUCAAGGUCAACGUAAUCGCUCCCCACUUUGGCGAAGAGCCUUGUAUACAAGGUCACAAUGGGAGUGGCUCCGUCUUCUUCUCCGGGUGUAAUCUUCGAUGCACGUUUUGUCAGAAUCAUGACAUUGCUCAUCAGAGGAACGGAUUCGACUUGACGCCCGAAGAGCUGGCGCAGUGGUAUAUUAAAUUGCAGGACGUUGGCAAUGUUCACAAUAUUAAUCUCAUUACUCCUGAGCAUGUGGUACCGCAAGUGGCUUUGUCCGUGCUACACGCACGCGAUCUGGGGCUAAAGAUCCCCAUCGUUUACAACACGUCAGCAUUCGACUCGCUCGCGUCGCUAGAGCUCAUGGAUGGGCUUGUCGAUAUUUAUCUCCCAGACUUCAAGGUAUGGAACAAGGCUACGUCUCAACGCCUGCUCAAAGCCGAGGACUAUGCCUCCACUGCUUGCGAGAGUAUCAAGGCGAUGCAUGCCCAAGUUGGGGACUUGUGUUUCACUGGCGACGGUAUAGCGAAGAAAGGCGUGCUAGUCAGACACUUGGUAAUGCCGGGAAAGGAGGCAGAAAGCGAAGAGAUCAUGAGAUACCUAGCGCAGAAUGUAUCGCGAGACAUCUUCGUCAACAUCAUGGAGCAGUAUAGACCUGAUGCUCACGUUGGGAAACCAAAAAGAAGAACCAAGAAGGAGGCGGCUGAAGAGGGUGUUCAAGAGGAGGUCAGAUAUGCGGAUAUCAAUCGACCCGUCACUAAGGAGGAGGUAUCGAUGGUGAGAAAGGCCGCAGAGGCUGUAGGAUUGUGGCGCUUUUGCGAUCCUCCUCGACAUGAUGGUUUUGCUAUAUGACGCCCUUUACAUACAUAAAAGUCUACUGGGCAUACUGUUAUU